Patiria miniata (bat star) is the source of this 3625-nucleotide messenger RNA. RefSeq names its product baculoviral IAP repeat-containing protein 3-like. The record is from RefSeq and is a predicted model, not a curated record. Gene Ontology annotation, biological process: positive regulation of protein ubiquitination; negative regulation of apoptotic process; regulation of cell cycle. Lineage: Eukaryota; Metazoa; Echinodermata; Asteroidea; Valvatida; Asterinidae. Bases 909 to 3185 code for a protein of 758 amino acids. Gene Ontology annotation, cellular component: nucleus; cytoplasm. Gene Ontology annotation, molecular function: cysteine-type endopeptidase inhibitor activity involved in apoptotic process; ubiquitin protein ligase activity. The transcript is spliced from 5 exons.
UCUGAAAGGAUUAGAGAGACCACGCCUGGUGCUCACCCAAAGGGGCAACACUUUGAAGAACCUGCUGUGAAACAUCAGUCGGAAACAUACAGAGAUCUUUUGAGUGCAAGGACUCUAAAGAAAACGUCUGUUACUCAGGAUAGAGAAUCAAAAUUUAGUGAUCUGUGUGUAGGGGACCAUAUUUGCUUUCAAGCCAGAGCAGGUUGGGUGCAUGCUGGUGCAGGGAUUUGGAACAAAACGCCCCCUAGAGAAAGUAAUAGGGGCGCUAAUUUCUCUGUCUCAGGCGUUUAUGGACAUUGCAUUGUGAUUGGCAACACUUUUUGUGCACCUCCUUGCAUUGUCGACAGUUUUGAACAUUCAUCAAAGAAAUUAACACCCUCCAAAUUUUGGGGGCGGAGAGUAAUACAUGUUUAUGACAAACUCCUGGGUUAUAGCAUUCUUGAAGUGACAUCUCAGCCGUCAUCAAGUGACAUUCCUGACAUUCACAGUGACAUUCACAGCCUCUCACCGUUAGGAAAAAACAACCUGAGCAACAUUAAUCCAGACUUGAACUUUCCAAAAGUUGCCUUUCUUAUUUAGCCCAAAAUCAUAUCUCUUUUUUUUUUCUUCACAUCUUCCAUUUGAUCAAUUACUUUAAGUAUAACGUAAAGCAGUUUUGUAAACAGCCAGCGCCUUACAAAUAUUUGUUCUGCGCUAUAUGGUGUACCUGCAACAUUUUUCGAAACUUCAUUAAGUUUUGAAAUAAGACUUGAUUUAGAUAAACAUUGCAAUCACACUUUAAGUUAUAACAUACAGACGCUUUGUAAACAGCCAGCGUCAAAAAAAUAUUAGUUCUGUUCUAUUUGGUGUAUCUUCAAAAAAUUUUGAAACUUCAUAAAGUUUUGAAAACGGUCAGUAAAGAAGAAAAAAUGAUGCAGUUUGAUGAAACUGACCAAUCUCGACUUGGCCAACCAAAGCAACUGUUGCUACAACUUAACGGCCUCACGUCGAGCUCCAUAUCUGCUGAAGAUAUCAAGUUAUCAGUCGACAAACUUACUGAGCUGUCGAAUAUGGACAACAAUGGGGCCGGCAAGAAGGACCACAUACCGAGACCCAACCAAGUUCGCGUUGAUGGUGCCGGAAAUGUCAGCAUCAUUGGAUCCAACAACAUAGUGACAGUGUUCGAUGGGAAACCAGUGAAGAACGAAACCCCUUCCCUUGCUUCCCUGAACAUGGAGCAAGAGAUGAACCGGCUAGCGACUUUCAAGAAUUGGCCGCACAGCGCGCCGGUCACAGCUAAUGCUCUCGCUAGAGCUGGGUUUUUCUUUUUGGGCAUUGGCGAUCAGGUUCAGUGUUUUGCCUGCUUAGGAAUCAUCAAAGACUGGGAAUUUGGUGACCAUGCAAUGGGAGAACACAAAAAGCAUUUCCCGAGAUGCCCCUUUGUCCGGGAUCCGACUUACAAGAAUGUUCCGCUUGUCGCCGAACAAGCCAAAUCGGGAGCUGCCGGUGGCGCUCCGGCAGAGAAACGGGCCAAAGAGAAAGCUGCGGAGCUCUACAAAGCCCCGAAUAAUGCCAAGAAAUCUCAAAGUGGGAAGAAAGGGUCCGGGAAACCAGUGAAGGGUGGCGGAUUUAAUGAGAGCCUGAAGUCCUGUGAGGGAAAUCCAACUCGGCAACCCACCAUCGAUUCGGCCGAGACUGAAGUGCGACUGACCUUCCGGAGUGAGUACAAGCGGCUCUUGUCGUACCACAGCUGGCCCCGGAACCACCCCAUGGAUCCCCGCGACCUGGCAAAAGCCGGCUUCUACUUCCUGGAAAAAGACGACAUCGUGCAGUGCUUCGCCUGCUUCGGCAAAAUCCGGGACUGGGAACCUCAGGACAUCCCUCGGCAGGAGCACACACGGCACUUCCCAAGCUGCCCCUUUGUCAAGGGUCUUGAUGUCAAAAACGAGCCAAUCACAGAUCUGCAGAUGGCCAACGCAGUCAGUAUAGCCUACCGGGAGCCAUCAGGAUACGAAAACACACUGCAACAAUUCUCAAAGCAGUUGGAAGCGGCUCUGCCCCAAACAGCCAAAGUGACAAGUCAGUGGGAGCAAGUGGCAUCACCGAAUCGCGUCCUGAACAGGCCCAAGUACCCAGACUAUGCUGGGGAGAAUGCAAGAGUGGCCACCUAUGCCAACGGCUGGCCAGGAAUCCUGGGGAUCACGCCGCAACAGCUAGCACGAGCUGGAUUCUUUUACACAGGUGAGGGAGACAGCACCAAGUGUUUCUAUUGCGGUGGGGGGCUCAAACACUGGGAGUCCACCGAUGAGCCCUGGACAGAGCACGCGAAGUGGUUCUCAGUCUGUGAGUGGCUGCUCCAACAGCGAGGAAGGACGUUUGUGAGCUACGUCGUCCGAAACUUCCCUGUUGACACAUCACAGUUGAGACAAGCAAGAAAUACCCAAUCAGCAGCCCCGACAUCAGCUCCAGCGCCCGCACCAACUCCAGCCAAGGCAGCCAAGGUAGCCACCUCCCCACGCCCUACAGCCUCCGCCUCCCAAGAACCUCCUGAAGACGAGGCCGGUGUGAUCUACAAGAAAUUUGCCAAGGAUGACCCACUGGACGAAGCAAUGAAUAGUCGGUUGACCAAACGUGUCUUGGAAAUGGGCUACGACGCCAACUUGGUCAAGCAAGUCGUCCGCCGGCAACUCCGGACAGCAGGGAAGGCGUUCGAAAACACCAACGAUCUUUUGGAAGCCGUUUGGCAGGCCGAGGAAUUACGAGAAGCUGGAAAAUGGGAAGAAGACGUUGAAGAAGAAGAGGUGGAAGAGUUCAGGGGCGGAGCCAAGGGUGGGGCGGAGAAAUUCAUUGCACAGGUGCCCGAGAAACGGAGCAAGGAUGCUGGGAGAGGAGAGGAUGAACUUGGCGUGCUGACACAAAAGCUUGAAGGGAUGAGAGUUGGUGAGCAUCAGGCCACUGCGACGGUUGGACAGACUAGAGUAGAACCCACAGAAUGGCAGCAUCAACAAACACCCGAAGAGAUUGAGCGUGAGAUUGAGCGACUUCGCGACGAGAAACUGUGCAAAGUUUGCAUGGACAACGACGCCAACACGGUUCUCAUGCCGUGCACGCACCUCGUAGUGUGCGAUAUGUGCGCCAACUCACUACGCUAUUGCCCAAUAUGCCGACAGACCAUUACAAACGUUGUCAAAGUCUUUAAGUCGUAACUGAUGGAUAUGAUGAAAAAAUAGUAGGAGCUUGUCAAGGUCUUCAAAGUUUUGCUUGAGUCUGUAACCACUGCCAAAUGAUUUCCAGGAUGUCAUUUCUUUAAAUUGUAUGCUGGCAAUAUGAUCAAGUGGCUCAAGUGGCUCAAGUGUCUUAAGUGGUUCAAGUGGCCCAAGUGGUUCAAGUGGUUCAAGUGGCUCAAGUGGCUCAAGUGGCUCAAGUGGCUCAAGUGUCUCAAGUGUCUUAAGUGGUUCAAGUGGCUCAAGUGGCUCAAGUGGCCCAAGUGGUUCAAGUGUCUUAAGUGGUUCAAGUGGCUCAAGUGGCCCAAGUGGCUCAAAUGGCUCAAGUGGCUCAAAUGGCUCAAGUGGCCCAAGUGGCUCAAAUGGCCCAAGUGGCCCAAGUGGUUCAAGUGGUUCAAGUGGCUCAAGUGGCUCAAGUGGCU